Messenger RNA from Platichthys flesus (European flounder), 3367 nucleotides. RefSeq names its product kiaa0895l. Bases 186 to 1763 code for a protein of 525 amino acids. Lineage: Eukaryota; Metazoa; Chordata; Actinopteri; Pleuronectiformes; Pleuronectidae. The transcript is spliced from 7 exons. The record is from RefSeq and is a predicted model, not a curated record.
CCGGCCGCUGCUGAGAACCGUUACCCGGAGACAAGCGUCUGUCCGCGGCCACACACUCACCGGUCCCCCGCUCCCUCAGUGCGGAGCUGGAGCUGUGAUGGCGCCAUGAAGAAGACCGAGAGCUGCUGCUGGGGACAGUGUGGAGGCCGGAGCCGGGCCCAGCCUGAGGCGCAGCCGCCGUGGUGAUGGUGUUGAACUCAGGUGACGUCUUCAUGGAUCCGGUCGAGGGUGAACGUGUUGGGAGGAGUGGGGACCAGUUGGAGCCAGAUGUCCCAGCAGAUCCACGGAAAACCACCAGCGGCUCCGCUGCAGCGACCAGAUUGUCGGCCAAGAGUAGCAAUGUUGCCAAGAAGGAGAAGGUGUCCCACAACGGAGUCCCAGCCCAGUCCACCAGCAGCCUGGUAGAGAGGAGGUCAUCAUCAGCAUUAAGAGGUGGGGCCACGGCCAGACCCCCGCUCCGCCGGCCCCUCAGCCUGGAUAUGACGCCCCAGCGCCUACGAGCCUCUCAGGAGCAGGUUGCGGACAGGCGGGUCCUGAAGCCUCCUUGGCGCAGCGGGUCGGUGGUCCCCUCGCCCCCGGCACGCAGCCUGACCAGCCCCAGCCUGGGGGCCGGCGGCUGGAUGCGGCGGAGUGAAAGCUCCUGCUCAGUCAACUACUCCCUGGGCUACCGGGCAAGCAAGGGGCAACUGCGACCUGCCGUGUCACUGCCCCACAUAGCCAAACAGGUGGGGGGCACGACGCUGCCUACCUCCACCAGGCCCUGUUUGCUCAUUGCCCUCAGACCUCUGAACUUGGAGCAGGAGAAGCAGAUGUUCUUUGAGUCCGACUACAAGUACGAGCCUCAAUUUGAGUAUGCCCAGCCUGAGCCGAGGAGCAUGCUGGAGAAGUACCAGGAGGGCUCGGGCCUCUUCCUCCAGCAGGCCAUUGGAAUCAUGGAGUGCGUCCUGAGGAAGUUUGGCUCCUAUGAGAACUUUGAGGAGGUGACGGGGGGUAACGUGCUUCCUAAGUGUCAGGUCUGGGCGGCUGUACGUAAAUACCUGCAGAAAGAAGGCUGUGUGGGAGAGGUGGUUGUGCGUUUGUCUGACGAGCUGCUGUCUCAGGCGGUGAUGGUGGUGGAGAGCUGUCGUCCCACUCUGACCAUCAACCUGGCGAGGGCUCGGCAGCACUGGCUGGAGGGGAUGCUGCGACAUGAGAUCGGGACACAUUAUCUACGAGGCGUCAACAACCAGCUGCAGCAGUGGGCCACCUCGGACGGGAGGAAGCAGUUCGGCCUCAAACCGGCGAACCCCACGGAGGAGGGCCUGGCCAGCCUGCACAGCGUGCUGCUCCGGAAGCAGCCGUACCUCUGGAGGGCCGCGCUGCUCUACUACACCGUGCAGCACGCCGCUCACAUGAGCUUCACACAACUCUUCACACACAUCGCACAAUACGUCCAGGACCCCGACGUCCGCUGGGAAUACUGCCUGAGAGCCAAGAGGGGGCAGACCGACACCUCCCAGCCAGGCUGCUUCAGCAAAGACCAGGUGUAUCUGGACGGAAUUCUUCGGAUUCUUCGUCAUCGAAAGUCGAUCGACUUCAAGAUGUUGACGUCUUUAGGAAAGGUGUCCUACGAGGACGUGGAGAGGCUGAGACACCUGGCGGUGCUCCAGAGGACCAGAGUCCCUCACUUCAUGCGAGACCAGGAGCGGUACCUGCAACAUCUGGAUCACAUCGUGGCCGUCAACGAACUGGACGACUCCGCUCUGAAACAUCUGCUGCCUUGAGUGUCUCUGCAGCGUCUGAAGCCGAGAAGAGGACGACGCCCCUGAAGGGUGCUGGGACAUCGACUGGGUCAUGUGACUCCCUGAAUGUCACGUGACAUGUGGGCGAUCCUUGUUAAACUUGAAUGAUACAAACAAAAAGGGACGAACACACUAACACCUCUUAGCUACAUGUUCACUUUCGUCUAAUGCAUGUCCACAAGCCCCGCCCCCUUUACUCCCACUAUAACGUUACCUCAACACUGCGGAGCGACGAUGUAAUAAACAUAAUAUACACAUUUCAUGUACAUAUUUAAACCUACAUAAUCACAGGUUUUUUACUUUGACAGAACAAACUGAAUGUCUCUGCUUUAGCUUCAUAGCUUCUUUUCUAGUCACUGUUUUCUACGCCUUAGAUUAUUUGCAUUUGAAAAAGGACACCAAGGACACGUGGACCGCGUCCAACCCCGAGGAGCUGAGGCCUGGACUCAUUCAAAUCUUCCGUUUGUCCCUGGGAGCUUCUCAAAUAUCAGUGUUAUUAAAACCAGUGGUGUUAUUUCUGUGAGGUCAGAGUCCUUGGUGCCCUUUAGAGAUUUGAAUAUCAAUAUGCUUCCGUGAUGUGACCCGUCCCCGAGCUCCGCCUCUGCGCAGCGAACGCUUUUCAUUUUGCAACGUUAAAGGAACAGUUCAGCGUUUUGGGAAACGUGCAUCAGGGUCAGUUUGCUCAUGGACACUCAAGCAAACUGAAGGAGUCAGGGAUCGAACCGGCAGCCUCCUGGUUUUACCUCCAGAGCUACACCCAACUCUAAUAUGACUCAGUGUUUAGUUUGUUAUUCUGUCAAGUCAGAUCACUGCUUCAUAUCAACCCUGAUCAGCAGCGCCCCCUGCAGCCAAUCAUGGUGAUUAGACGCACUGGACUGGGUCGUACCGCUGGUUCUUACCCAUGAUCCUCUGCUUCUGACCCUGAAGAGCUGCAGCUGAGACAAAUCCACCAAACUCUGUUCAGAAUUCAUGUUUUAAUAUAAUUAAUAUUGGAGAUAAACUCUGGUUUUUGAUAACUCUAGUAUUUUUAACUGAUCUCAGUUCAGCUUCACUCUGUCUUCUCCACCAGGAAGUUGAAUGAGCACAUUUCCCAAAGUGUCAAACUGUUCCUUAAACGUAUAGAAGUGCCUGAGUGGCAUCUUUCCUAAAGCGCCCGUCUCUUUGUGACGCAGCCACACUGGCCCUGAUUGGCUGAUGGGAGGGGGGGCGUGCCUUCGAUGGGUGAACAGCUCACCUGCUCUAGUUAGACGUGUGUCUGUUGCUGCUUUUUACUGUUUGUGACUCAUCAUGUCGGUCGUCUGAGCAGCAUCAGCAAUGACUCACUGAAGAAAUCACACAUUUGUUUAAGUCGCCAGUUUUUAACUUCAAAACCUCGACUAGAAUGUGAAGCCCUCUUCUUUGAUGCAUUUUAAAUCCAUGGGAUGAGGGAGACCCCUCAGCGGCUCCGCCCACUCGCCUGCUGACCUCAGCGGCUCCGCCCACUCGCCUGAACCACCGCACUCAGUGUUUGUGACGCACGAAUGUUGCACAAGUGUUUUAUGUUCUGGGAAAUUUCCAGUUUAUUUAUUAAAAGUGCACAAGGUGAA